Messenger RNA from Actinia tenebrosa (Australian red waratah sea anemone), 650 nucleotides. RefSeq names its product vacuolar ATPase assembly integral membrane protein vma21. Gene Ontology annotation, biological process: vacuolar proton-transporting V-type ATPase complex assembly. The record is from RefSeq and is a predicted model, not a curated record. NCBI's taxonomy places the organism in Eukaryota, Metazoa, Cnidaria, Anthozoa, Actiniaria, Actiniidae.
ACAAAAUGGCGUCCAAAGAAUAAAGUCAAAACUUGUCAAAAAAUCCUGUUGAAUUUUUGGUCAUUUAUCGAAGAAAUCCUGACUAUUAUCUAAUAUGCAAACUCAAGAAAAAMCUGGAGACCAAAUUGGUCCUCGUGAACGUGUGGUUCUCUUUACUCUAUUGAAGUUCACACUUGGGAUGGUUCUAGUUCCAAUAAGUGGGUUUUUCUUCUCAAAGACACUUAUAUUUGAAGGUCUACUAGGAUAUGAUAAUGGUGCAAUAGGAGCAGCGGUCAUAACGGUCAUUAUCAUACAUGCUAUCAUCUUCAUGUACGUCAGAGUAGCUAUCACUGAAGAUCAGCCAGUCAAGAAGAAAGAUUGAAAUGCCAUACACUUUUAUAUAAAAAUGAAAAUAACAAUAUUUAGCUGCAAGAAAUAUCAUUACCCAACCUUCUCGCAUGGGUGAAUUGGAAAUGCCAGUACGCUACACCUAACAGGGGUUUCAUUGAUGUUUUGAAAUGAUCAAAGGAGGUCAUUAACUAACCUGAGAGUCUAUGUAAAAAUUUUAUAACUUACUAAGCUAUCAAUGUAGUUUAAGUUGGAGAAUUUUGCACAUUUAAUGAAGCAUUCUCAGAUCUCCAACCCUUAAUUAAACCCCUGUUCUAAGGUGA